AUGAUGCACACGAAGGGAAGUGCGCGGGCCCUGCUGUUGGCCUCGGUGCUGCUAACCUGGCUGCAAGUGUGCCUGUCCAAACACCAUGUGGACCUAUCCAGUUCAGGAAAAAGUGUGUUCCUGUUGAAUGUAGUCCCAGGAGACACAGUGGUCUACUCAUGUCCAUACACUCUUCACAGAGAAGCUCAAAUCAGGUGUGCAAGGGAGAGGGAAUUCUUUGAUAGAAAACUGUACUGUUUUGAACAUGUCAUCAUUAAUAGGAAUGUAUUCCUAUUGAGAGACUACGUCAGGGGAGCAUACAACAUAGUAAGUAAAUACGUGAAUAACAUAUACACGUCUGAAUUUACAGUACCUCCUGUUGUACUGAUGAACCGUCAUUUCGAAUGCUAUUGCUACAUGGAUGAUGGGAAUAGAGUACAGAAGAAAACACUCAAGGUUCACAUUUCCAAGGGUAUCGUUAAAAGGACUCCUGGAUGUGAUUUCAAUGAUGAAUACAGAGAGAGCACUGCAAUCACAACUUUUAACAAUAUGAAUCGCAAGAGAGUUAAAGUGUGUGAUAGUUAUCCUAAGGGUGGAGAUACCAUCACUCUGUUGUGUCCUACUACCUACACUGUCCAACCGGAAGGGUGCUUCAAUCAGGUAUACGUAAAAAAGGAUGACAUAAAAAAUGAUAAAAAUAAGUUGGAGGAACGGUUCAAUAUUAGUCGUAAAUGGGAACAAGAAAAAUACAAGAUAGUUGACAUAGAGACGCUUUUUGGUCAGAAGGUAGAGAGUGUAGGAGAUGAAGUAAGUAAGUUCGCUAAAAUUCCCGUUACAAAUGAUGAAAUAAGUUUUACCUGCACAUGUCGGGCAAAUGAUGGGUCAGAUACACUCAUGAUGAAUGUGUACAUAAAUGAGAGUUACGAUAAGUUCGUUAAUUCUAAUCAGGAGAAUAUCGGUAAUUCUAAUCAGGGGAAGUUCGUUAAUUCUAAUCAGGAGAAGUUCGUUAUGCCUAAUGAAAACAGAGUGGAGUACUCGAAGCAUAACGUCAGUUCCACCACA
Molecule: messenger RNA, 1041 nt
Organism: Plasmodium cynomolgi strain B
Lineage: Eukaryota; Apicomplexa; Aconoidasida; Haemosporida; Plasmodiidae
Product: Pfs38
Exons: 1
Biological process (GO): symbiont entry into host
Cellular component (GO): cell surface; plasma membrane
Source: RefSeq, a predicted model, not a curated record